Coffea arabica (coffee) is the source of this 1812-nucleotide messenger RNA. Lineage: Eukaryota; Viridiplantae; Streptophyta; Magnoliopsida; Gentianales; Rubiaceae. The record is from RefSeq and is a predicted model, not a curated record.
CAGCGGGUGAUUUGGUACUGAGAUGUGAUUACAAGGGGCAAUUUAUAAUUAAGCCUUUUAUUCAAUACAUAUCUGUCCUUCCCAUGGCGCUUCAUUGUAGGGCAAAGCUCCUAAUUUUCAGUCGCCCGCAAAUCGGAACGCUUCCCCGGCGACUCAUCCCGGCAAAUGUCUUCAGCCGAAUCCUCAGCUCAAAAAUCUACAGCUAAUGGGCCCUCUAUCAAACACCUUACAAAAGCUAGAGUGAUUUCCGUCUGCUCCCCUGCUGCAACAGCUCAGCCGUCACAAUCAAGUCCAGAGGAAACAAAUCAACCGCACAAGAAUCCGCGCCAUGAAACCUCCUCCUCCUCCUCCUCCUCCACCUCUCUAUCGUCAGCUCCAUCAGCAGCAGCGUUUGUUAUAGCCAACAAUGAAGAUCUGUUGACUCAGAUUUUACUUUAUUUACCCCCAAAAUCACUCCUUCGCUUCCAGUGUGUCUCGAAAGGAUGGCUCUCUAUCAUUUCCAGCCCCUCUUUCCGCAGUUUACAUUCGCGAGUUUAUCCCACCACCACCAGCAGUUCCGCCGCCACAAAAGGCCUCUUUUUGUUCCGCCGCCGGACGUGGACGGAUAUCCCCGAUCUCAAUUUCAUCUCUUUCUCCGAAGAUUAUGUUAAUUCCAUGGGUAACAUCGUUUGCCACUUGAGUAAUUAUGGCAAGUUCACUGAUAUACAUUCAUGCAAUGGCCUUUUAGCUCUUGCAUUUAUGUUAGAUGACUAUGCUAGGGAAUUCGUUGUGUGUAACCCGACUACUCGACAGCAUAGGCUUGUUCCGCGGCUCGAUUUUCAGGAAGGAGGCCGCGAAUUUCUGGCUCUGAAUAUCGUGUUUGAUCCUCUAAAAUCUGAACAUUACAAAUUAGUGUGUGCAUGGUGCGAACAAGAAAUGAUCACGAAUAAUUUUGGACAGUUGGUGCCUAGUGACUUUCAUGGUUUUUCUGUGUAUGCAUCCGAAAAGGGGAGUUGGAGGGACAGUGAGGAUAUACUAGAGAUGGAAGAUUUAUAUUUACCUAAUUAUUUUAGGAACGGGGUGCUGUGGAAUGGUAAUUUUCACUGGGUUAGUGAUUUUGAGUAUUGUUUAUGCUUUGAUCCAGAUAAAGAGUUCUUUAACUUGACAAUGCCUCUAGCCCGAUGGUAUUUUUGGUCCUUUGGGGAGUCUGGUGGGUGUUUGUAUGGCAUUGAGAUAAAUGACCCUGAAGCAAUGUUGUUUGAUAUUUUUGAGAUGGCAAGGGACUAUUCUCAAUGGGUUUUGAAGUGUCAUGUGGAUCUUACUCCUGUGACUACUUUAUAUCCGUCAAUGAUUGAUGCAGACUGUAAUCCCGCAACCGAUUUUAGAUUUAAUUUUCAUAUACUUUAUUUUCUUGAGGAUGAGAAAGAGAACAGAAUGAGGCUGCUGAUAUCUCUCUGUGGCAAGAUAAUAUUGUAUGACAUCAACGAUAAGAUUGUCAAGGAGCUUGCUGAAGUAGUGCCCAAGGAUACUGAUGGUGACUGGUGGGAUAGUUGUUUUCGUUGGAGGGACACCUACAGACACAUGGAGACACUUGCUACUCUUUAAUUGUGUUCGUAAAAUCUUCUUGCACUCUAGCUAGUGGCUCGAUGUGCUUUUUGAUUGUUAUUACCUGAACAUUGUAAGGUAUGGAGAAUUGCAUGUAUUGGUAAAUGUGAUGUCAUUUUAGGCAAUUGUGAAUGAGUGAAUGUUGCAGUUUAUCUCCUAAAAAUUGUUGUCGCUGUUUCUUUCUUAUGGUUCUUGAUUGGCAAUUGAUGAAUGGUGCUUCAGGCUUUA